Zingiber officinale is the source of this 1415-nucleotide messenger RNA. RefSeq names its product activating signal cointegrator 1-like. Gene Ontology annotation, molecular function: zinc ion binding. Gene Ontology annotation, cellular component: nucleus. The transcript has 4 exons. Gene Ontology annotation, biological process: regulation of DNA-templated transcription. The record is from RefSeq and is a predicted model, not a curated record. Bases 46 to 1239 code for a protein of 397 amino acids. Lineage: Eukaryota; Viridiplantae; Streptophyta; Magnoliopsida; Zingiberales; Zingiberaceae.
AAAGCCUGGAUCUUUUGGAAGCGGAGACGCCGAGGAGACGAAGUGAUGGCAGGGUCGGGCGAAUGGCUGGAGGCGGCGCUGGUGGAGCUCUCCGGAAGGAUGGAGGCGGGAUUGUCCCUCGACAGGGAUCUCAUCCAUGGUCUCGUCUCCUUCUGCGAGAUCGCCCCGCCGCAAGAUGCCGCUGAUUACCUUAACAAUAUCGUUGGCCAGGAAACUGGACAACCUAUAAUUCAAGAAUAUAUGAAGCGAAGGGGUGUUGUUGAUUCUUCUGCUAAGACCUCUGACAUAAAAGCAUCAAGCUUUAAACCAUACGUAAAGCCACCAGCAGAAGAGGAUAAGAUUGUUGCGGUGAAGAAGCAAACAAGAGUUUCCAGAGAAACAAAUGCUUCAUUGAUCCAAGACACGAUCAAUCAAAAUGAAAAUGAGCCAAGAGGUGCCUCUAAAGGCAACUCAGCUGUUUCAAAAAAGAAAAAAAGUGGCAGAGUUAUCACUCUCGCCGAGGCAGCGAAAGGUACUGUUGUAUUCCAGCAAGGUAAGCCAUGUUCAUGCCAAGCUCGACGACACAAGCUGGUAAGCAACUGCCUAUCUUGUGGUAAGAUAGUAUGUGAACAAGAAGGCGAAGGCCCCUGUAAUUUUUGUGGUGCGCUUGUGCUUAAAGAAGGGAGUACAUAUGCUGGUCUAUCAGACAUGGCAGUUCCUCUUUCUGAAGCUGAAGCUGCAGCAGAGGCAUAUUCAAAAAGACUUGUAGAAUAUGAUAGGAACUCUGCAGCAAGGACUAAAGUUAUUGAUGAUCAGAGUGACUAUUACGAGAUUGAAGGAAAUAGCUGGUUGUCCGCAGAGGAGAAACAACUUAUACAGAAGAAGAAAAAGGAAAUUGAGGAAGCUGACGAAGCGCGGAGAGGAAAAGUUGUUGUCACAUUCGACUUGCUUGGACGCAAGGUGAUAUUGAACAAGGAUGAAGCCUCGGACUUGGACUAUGGUAUACUAAGACCAUCUGAAGAAAGGGAAUCAAACCGCAUAAAGCCUAACCCGGCCGUUAAGCUUCAGCCGGUCUUGGUCGAAACAGGUGCCAGAAGGGUUCCAGCCAAAGGAAAACCAAACAUUAGAAUGAGAAAGGGUUUAUGCCUGGAAAUAAGUGGCAGAGUGCAGCAUGAUAACAAUGAGUUGCUCCAGUUGGAUGCUGAUGGUGUCGAGAGCGCUAGUGUUUCAGGCGCAGGUGCUGGGGUUUUGGCGAGAUGAAGUUAACGAACAAGAGUGCUCUGUAUCUACCAACAAAAAGUAAUUUAGGACCUUUUUUCAGAAUAGAGAAGCAUUUUGUUAGCCUGUAUCUUUUAUUAUGGUAUAAUGCUCAAGAUACAAAUGUCUGGCUGUUCAAUUCUAUUUCUAGGGAAAAGCUGGGGAAAAUGUUUUAAAAA